Messenger RNA from Menidia menidia (Atlantic silverside), 2658 nucleotides. The record is from the annotation of a GenBank genome assembly. Lineage: Eukaryota; Metazoa; Chordata; Actinopteri; Atheriniformes; Atherinopsidae.
AUGUUUGGACCUGAGGAUGUUGACUUCACGAGUCAGUCUUGGAUAUGGCCCAUUUCAUCAUCAGAGGACACAGACAGACAAGGAGUGAUCGGUGAAUACAGUGAUUGGCAGGAGAGCUUUCUUUUACACCCUAAUAUGAAGGCACUUCCAUCCAGACACCAUGAGACUGUGACAGAGGAUUCAGUCUUAAAGGAGAGUAUGCAAACAAAAUGGCCUUCAUUAGGAAGUAAACUUCAACAAUCUGUCCAGGAGAAAACAUUUAAUUAUCAGUCAACUGAGAAGAGUUCUGUAACCAUAGUUUACCCUACACAAACCCGAGAGAGCAAACCAACAUUAGCAACAACACACAAACCUGGGAAAGGGUGGAUUUCAACGCUUUUGGCAGGACUUGGAGCUAAUCCUCAGCACCCAACUCCCACAGCAAGCCAGAGCAACUGGGGAAGAACAACAGGGAUUACCAUGUCCACACAUGGAAAACAAGAUCGACUGAUUGACAUUGCAGGUCAUGAUUUACACACAGGAACGGCCAGCACAGAGGCAUCCAGUGAUGAUCCCAGGAAAGACAAUUUGCACGUUUCAAAGGCCGGCGGUACAGUCACAGUUGGCAGUAAUGAGGAUACAACAACCAUACCUUGUAAAACAUCCGAUCAGUCCUGGACUGUCACCUACCCUUAUGAAUUCACACCCAGUGAGUCCUUGCACCCACCUCUAGGUCUCAGCCCUGCCCUGUUGGUCCCAUUAUACUCAGACUGGAACUCUGCUCAUGCUACAUGGGGAUUUGCAUGGGAAGCACACAUCUAUGGCCUGGGAUCAGUCUUCACUCUCUUCGGAUUCAUUUCCAUGGUUUGCCUGUUAGGCUUGCCUCUCAGGUGUCCCCCUGGUAGCCUCUAUCUCACAAUGUUGCACUUCUUCAUUAUGGCAUUUACAGGUAUCCAAGCAUUCUGUUUGUUAUAUGAUGCUUACAGUUCUCAAGAUCGCCUUCCCACACUAAUCACGCUUCUGCUGUUUGAACUUCCAUUGCCCUGUUUGAUAUCAGGAUUUUCACUGGCUUUCCUCCUUCUUUCCUUGCGCUCACGCAGGCAUCUUUCUCUUUCAUUUGCAAUUUCUGCCUCAUUCUCAGCCCUGCCCAAGCCUUGCAUUUUACUAUGCAUGUCUUUGUUGCAUUUUGUAGUCUCACUAGGAUGUGUUGGACUCCACUACCUCUUCAAUAGCCUCCCUAUAGUGAUCCUCCUGCUUCCUCAGGUAGUGUUUGUCUGCCUCACCAUAUUUCUCUCAUGCUCUUACCUCAUAUUCUUCAUCUUCACACAAGUAAGCACAAAACAUGUUUACAGGCUUAAUGACAAUGGAGAAAGUGAAGGAUCCCCUGAAGUGAUCAGAGUAACAGUUUGUCCCUUUUCCAAAGUAGAAGACUGGAAUAGGGCAGCAAGAACUGGAAUAGGAACUGCAUUGAGCUUGUUAGGAUGUGGGGGUCUUCAACUAUAUGGGAUUCUACAUGCACUUGGUUUUGGUGGGGUUGAUGGUUAUGGUUUUAUGGCUUGGCCAUGGUGGGGUUACCAGGUAGGCUGCAGACUCUGUGAAAUUGGGGUCUGUCUAGGUUUAUCCAUCAUCGGAACACACCCUUUAUUCAGUCACAAACACUCCUCGAUAAAGACCAUAACUCAUCCACGGCCAGGAUCUUGGUCUCGUCUAUCCUGCAACUCUCCAUUACGAGAACUCACACUGCCCUCUCAGAAUGGAGCAGAUUCCCCCGUUCUCUCCUCUCAUGAGUCCUUUUCCCAGAGUAAGCAAGAAAAGCUGGUUGUCUGUGAUGUUGUUACCAAGAGGCAGUCUGAAACUCUUCCUCUUUGCUCAAUGGUUGAUCCCUCUAAAAAUGAAUUAGAUUGUGUCCCCAAUCACAACCAAACACAGAGUUUGUUACCCCUACCUAUAACCCCAAGUGAACCAUGCAAACCUGAAAACAUAGUUAAGCCUCAGCAGUCAUCACUAGAUAGUUUAGGUGUAGAAUCUGAUUCUACUGGGGACUUACGGCCCCCAUCCCCAAUCGACUUGUCCCGCAGUAUUGACCAAGCUCUUUUCAGUGAAUCCCUAUUCUCUCACAGUAUCUUUGGUCUACCAAGACUGCACCAUGCUUCUUCAACUGUUUCAUUGCACUCUCCUGCCCAAGGUGCAUCCAAGCAAAUAUCCUGCUCUGUGGUAGAUACCCUUUACCGAACUUCUUCUUGUGGAAAUGUAGAUCGAGAUAACACCCUGUCCAACUCCAAAGCUUUCCAACCACAAGGCAGUUUGACCUCUCCCUCCAAUCCGCCGAUGCCACCAGAGCAAUUGGACUGGAAAGGGAGCCAUACUGGUUCAACCCAGGGUUUGUGCAGCCAGCCAAAGGAAAUGGGAAAGAUGCGUUCACAUUCUUGGGCCAACAGAGGGCAGCACUUUGCUCAUAGCAGCCUAUCACGGGGAAUCCCACACCUGUCUUACCAAAGGCGUUACCGAACAUUGAGCCUUGCCUCCCAAGACAGUCAUGGCUCUGGCCGAUUGGCGGGCACUAAGCAACUGAGUGACAGCAAACAACUAGAAUGGGAUCUUGCUGUUCAAGCAGAGUUUGUCCAUGUGUGCAGACAAAUUGAUGCCCUGAGUGUUUGCAGUGAUACCAUUGAAUUGUAG